Messenger RNA from Kazachstania africana CBS 2517, 1488 nucleotides. RefSeq names its product Mrx16p (gene MRX16). Lineage: Eukaryota; Fungi; Ascomycota; Saccharomycetes; Saccharomycetales; Saccharomycetaceae. Bases 1 to 1488 code for a protein of 495 amino acids. The transcript has a single exon. Gene Ontology annotation, molecular function: protein binding. Gene Ontology annotation, biological process: protein homooligomerization. The record is from RefSeq and is a predicted model, not a curated record.
AUGGGCACUUCACCAAUUGCGGUACUGGAAGGCCAUUUUGACCCGAAUAUUCCUCAAAUUUUGCCUCAUGAUAGAAUGUAUAAAAUUCAAAUAGGUACUAAAUUGUUCAAGAUUAGUGGGGCAUCCCUAAGUUCAGAUGGUCCGAGUUACUUCACAAACUAUUUUCGUAAAAGAGAUGGCGAUAGUGCAGGUGCUUCCAAUCUUAGUACCACUUCCGUGGAUUCCCUCUCCUCGGUCUCUAUUCCAAAUCAUGAAGUUCUCUUCAUCGAUAGAUCUGCAGAAAUAUUUGAUCUCAUCUAUCAACAUUUGCAAGGUUAUUUCCUAGAUAUUAAAGAUGAAGUCCAAUAUACUAUGCUUUUGGCCGAUGCCAUAUAUUAUAGAUUACCGCGUUUAAAGGCUCUAUUGAGAGAAUCUGAAUAUUAUUAUACAAGGGUGGGAUCAGAGUCAUUCAAGAUCCCAAAAAGUCUGUUCAAAAAAAAUGGAGAUUCACCAAAUUAUUUUCAAAUGACUUCUGAAACUUUAUAUCUCGAGGUUGAAAAUCUGAUCGUUGCUAGAAAUUUAUUACGUCCGCCACCUCACUCAUAUUCAUACGUCGCAAGAUGUCCCGAAUACUUCAAGAUUCUGUUGACCCUACUAGGCGGUUCUCAAAUAACGAUGGAUGACAAUGAAAGAGAAUCACUAAUCAAAGAAUGUCGUUACUAUAGAUUUUUAAAUUUAGAACAAAGACUAAUCAAAUGUGCUAUUAGUUAUAAUCCAAUUUUGAAAACCGAAGAAAUAACCAUUAGACUUCAAGAUAUAUCCAGAAAGGGAUUGUAUGCCAAUAAUCGAUCAUCAGUAAUUUUAACGGUCCCCAACGACACUGUAAAAAAUCAGCCUUUCAUUAAUACUUCGAAGGAGAGCACAUCUGGAGCAAACACAAAGAGACAAAAAACAUCGCAACCUUCUAUGGAUCAAAAGGAAAGUUGGAAUGUAUUAGGAUACAAAAGACCCUACUUAGAUGAAACAUCGCGUGAUUUACUAUUCCAGAUUGAUUCGACAGAAUGUUCCAUUACAUUCAGUGCUCAAACUCAAAGCAUUUAUUUAGAUAUGGUGGGUGAGACAGCGAGGAAGUUCGAGCUAACUUUUGGCAGUUCUCUUCGAAGUGGUACUGGAAUUGAUUUACAAGAUUAUUGUGUCAAUAUACCAUCGCCAAAUGGUACUGGAGACCUGAGACACGUUGUGAUUCCAGCUUAUCUCGCAUUGAGUGAUUUCUCUUUAAAUGGUUCUAAAUGUCAAAUCGGAAGCAUUUUGGGUAACGUAAGUGUUCACGAACAGGUUAUAGAUUUUACAGAUUUAACUGCUUUGAGAUUAGCUACAGGGAUGACCUUUCAUGUGUCUAAAUCAGUUUGGAAACUUUGCUAUAGAAAUAAUAGAAUAUUACUUAUAGCCGUGAGAACAGACGCCUUCCGCGGCCUAAAGGAAUAUUGUGCAUUAAUAGACUACCUAUAA